AUGAGCCGCAUCGCUACUACGAUGGGAAAUGUCGUCCGUGUCGCACGAGAGCGCAGCAUCCGGCGCGCGCUCGAUCUCGUCCUCAACCUCCCGCCCGAAGUUCUCUUGAACAUCUUCAUCACUCUAUCGUACUUGGAUACACCCACUCUGGAGAAUCCCUUGGGAUGGUACAUGCGCGUUUGCGCUGUGUGCUCUCGGUGGAGGAAAAUUGCUCUCGGAUCUAUUGAACUGUGGGCGCGGAACGCUGGUGCUUUUCCAUCGCCGCGUAUGACCGACGUCUUGAUACGUCAACGCGCUGGCCGCACCUUCCCUCUCAGCCUCAACGGACAUUUCGAAGAUCAUCGGGGUCCGGGCUAUGUGCUCACGGACUAUCAGCUGUCGCUCAUUGAAGCGCACGCUACACGUCUUCGUUCUCUCGUGCACGACGAAUACAUGGACUGGUCUGAGCUGUUCUACCGCCUGAGGACCUUUCCCCAGUUAGAGGCGGCGAGGAUCUGGGACGAUUCGGGCCCCGAGAUGUGGUAUGAGUGCAUCAACGCACCAAAGCUCGAAUGCUUGUAUCUGAAUAACGGGCUGAUCCCGUUCAAUGCCCCCUCCCUUCGCUAUCUGCGCGUGGAUCUAGACAAUGUGGAUUGGCGUCAAAGCCGGGAUGUCUUUGGAUCAUAUGAUGACGGUGUACUAGGGGACGAUGACAUAACUCCUACGGCAUUCCCUACUCGCGAACUCCUUGCCCUCUUGCAACGUUCCCCACAAUUAGAACGCUUGAUCAUAACAGACAUGCCCGCGUUACUGCAAGAAGAGCUCCCUGAUCUCACCCAAUUACAUGUGAGACUUCCGCGUCUGCGUGGACUGCACCUCGCCGGGAAGUCGCGGGCACUCGCCGAUCUAUGGCAAAGACUCAUCAUACCUCCUGAUGCUCAGAUCUUCAUUGAUACCGAUUAUCUGGACGAAGAGAAGGCUUUGAAAGAAGAAGUGCUUGAGGUCGUAGCAGACAUCUUGAUAUCGCCCGUGUAUGACAGCAUAGGGCUUGGGAUGACAACGUCCUACGAUAUGAUGAUGCAGCUUUGGUCUUCGGAAACAUGCAGUGCGCCUGGGUUGGACUUGUCCACGUCUCUCCAGCUGACGGAACCUAUGGGAGGACCUGCGUUCACAUUGAAACUCUCCUUUGCGACAAACGAGUUUCUUAAGACGUUCACGGACAACGUGAUAGUCGAAGGUACUCGAGGCUAUGAGGACCACAUAUCAUACAGAGGUCCAUACGGCAUAUUCCAGCACAACGUAGCCACGAGGUUUCAUGCACGCGCUGCUGACCUUCUACGGUAUCUCAGCCCUUCGUGGCUGAAGCAUAUCGAUAUAGCAGACUUGCCCUUCGUGUAUGAUAACUACAUGACCUGGUUAGCAAUAUACGAGCGAGAUGUUCCUGUUACUCGCCUCCUCGGCUUCAAAGCUGGUACCCAACUUCCGCGUCGAGUCGUGAUCUUGAAUUGGGAGUCAUUCAGUCGUCUAGCGUAUUUCGCGGGGCCCUACAUUCACUCGAGGGCCCUUUACUACUUGCCGGCGGGUGCACCAUUUGAACUGACGUUUGUUAACUUCCCUUGUGUUGCUUGUCCCAGUCAGAAGAGAUACGAUGAAAAUCUCAAUGCGGACGCUUGGAACCUCAUGUACAGAUUUCUCGAGGCAUACUUCUCUCCGGGAAAGGCGUUCCAGGGUCAUCUCUUGAAGUUGACACUCGCCGAAUCAUACUCCGAUAGAUCAAAUAUGGAACGCUCUGAGGAGCCAGUGUACGAACACACUAUCCCGGUAUCGUACGAAGACGCAGUGAAUGCUGUCACUCAGAAAGGCUAUCGGCAGAUCGCGAGGUUCGUGCCGGCUUUCCAGGACUUGCGAGUCAAUAGCUGGCAUUGCUGGGCAGCUCCUCCUAACGCCUACACCGGGCCGAAGCCAGUCUCUGUGGGGCACAAACGAUCCAUUCUAUGA
Molecule: messenger RNA, 1977 nt
Organism: Peniophora sp. CBMAI 1063
Lineage: Eukaryota; Fungi; Basidiomycota; Agaricomycetes; Russulales; Peniophoraceae
Source: the annotation of a GenBank genome assembly